This is a messenger RNA of Pangasianodon hypophthalmus (striped catfish), 2839 nucleotides long. RefSeq lists its product as uncharacterized. Gene Ontology annotation, molecular function: xylose isomerase activity. The record is from RefSeq and is a predicted model, not a curated record. Gene Ontology annotation, biological process: carbohydrate metabolic process. The transcript is spliced from 15 exons. NCBI's taxonomy places the organism in Eukaryota, Metazoa, Chordata, Actinopteri, Siluriformes, Pangasiidae. Bases 16 to 1491 code for a protein of 491 amino acids.
UUUCCAAGAUUUCUUAUGUUCCUGAUGCCGGUGCAAGAGAUGUGCUGUGUUUCAAACAUUAUAAUGCAUCAGAGAAAAAUCCUCCAGGUCCUGCACAUUCUUUGCUUUUCCAGCACCUUCUGCAUAUUUGACCCCUUUCCAGCACAGCUAUAUGAUGUUGAGAUCCAUCUUUUCACACUGAGGACAACUGAGGGACUCGUACACAACUAUUACAAAAGCGAGAUACAAAAAGAGAAGCUGAGGAUGUCUCUUGGGUGUUUCACAACAUUAAAUAUUUUGCUGGGCAGGACGAUGGAGGAUUGGCUUCGAUUCUCUGUGUGUUACUGGCACUCGUUCUGUGGAACUGGUGCUGACCCAUUUGGAUCUCCAACCCUGCGCAGGCCUUGGAAUGAAGGAGACAACGACAUGGAGAUAGCGAAGAAAAGACUGAGUGCUGCAUUUGAGUUCUUCACCAAACUUGGUGUGAAGUACUACACGUUUCAUGACAGGGACAUGGCCCCUGAGGGGCGCACUCUGGAGGAGUCCAAUAGGAACCUGGAUGAGAUAACAGACCUGGCACUGGAGCUGCAGAAGCAGACUGGAGUGAAAGUGCUGUGGAUCACCUGCAACCUGUUUGCUCAUCCCAGAUAUAUGAACGGAGCUGCAAGUAACCCAGACUGCCAUGUGUUUGCCUUUGCUGGAGCUCAGGUGAAGAAAGGUCUAGAGAUCGCCAAGAAACUGCAGGCUGAGAACUUUGUGUUUUGGGGAGGUCGUGAAGGCUUCCUCUCCUCACUCAACACAGACGUGGCGGCUGAACUCAAGCACAUGGCCACCUUUUUCAAAAUGGCCGUGGCCUAUAAAGAGAAGAUCGGCUUAAAAUGCCAAUUUCUCAUUGAGCCCAAGCCGAAGGAACCAUGCAAGCACCAGUAUGACUAUGAUGCAAUGAGUGUUAUUGGGUUUCUUAAGCACUUUGGACUGGACAAAGACUUUAAACUGAAUAUCGAGCCCAAUCACACGACCCUGGCUGGACAUUCUUAUGAACAUGACAUCAUCAUGGCCUCCGUGUUUGGCAUGCUGGGGUCUGUGGACGCCAACACAGGCUCUCCUGACUUGGGCUGGGACACGGAUCAGUUCCCCAUGGACAUCAAAAAUACGACCUUGGUGAUGAAGGCUGUUAUUGAGCAGGACGGCCUGCAGCCUGGAGGUUUAAAUUUCGAUGCCAAGGUCCGGAGGGAGUCGACUGAUUUGGAGGAUUUGUUCAUCGCUCACAUUGGUGCCAUGGAUGCUUUCGCUCGAGGCCUCAGAAACGCAGCCAAGAUGAUUGAGGAAGGAGUCCUGCAAAAUAUGCUGCGGGAACGCUACAUGAGCUUCAGCCUUGGAAUUGGACAGAAGGUGGAAGAGUGCAGUUGCUCACUGGAGGACCUCGAGGAGUUCAUCAAGCAAAACGGAGAGCAUAAAGUGACAUCAGGGAAACAGGAACAAUAUGAAGCGGUCUUUAAUCAUUACUUGUGAGAAUGCAGUAAUUUUCAGUGAGAUGAAGUAAUGAAUUAAUAAAUUUGGUCUAGGAAUACAGAAAAACCUUAACGAGUAUAUUUACUUGUACAAGCUAAUAUGUUAAUGGCAAAAAAUAAAUAAAUAAAUCCGUCAAUAUGUUUACAUGCAGUUAAUUCAAUUCAAUUCAAAUUUAUUUGCGUAGAGCUUUUAACAGUGGACAUUGUCAUAAAGCAGCUUUACAGAAAUCCAGAUAUAAAAUGUAUCUCUUUAGUUACUGUAGUUAAGUAAUCUGAAAAUAGGAAAACUAUGGGUUUACACGACUCAAUCAGUAAACACUGUUCAUUCGGAAUACAUGAUAUACUGUAAUUCACACAUUCACAAUGUCCAGAACGCUGUCCUUCAUUCUUGUCAUAAACAGAUUUCUUGAAAUCCAAUAAUGAUUUAUUGAAUAAUGUUAUUAAUAUCACUUUUAAAUAUUUUCUUAAAUAGAUGCCAGUAUAGUGUGAUAAUAAUCAUGUUAUCACUAAUGAUUUCACUAAAACAACUACCUAUAGACCAGCCUAUAGACAACACAAUACAGGAGACAGCAAUUUUUUGUGCAAUAAAUGGUGUUUUUAUGAAAUAUCUUACAGAUUAUUAUAGACUGGGAAAUAUAGACUGUUACUUAGACCUACUACUUAGUAUGCAGAGAUGUUUACUUGGUGUAAUGUGUUCAUAUAAUAAUAAAAAAAAAAAUCCUGUGUUAUGAAUUUGGCAAAUAUUGAAGAUUUUCUAAAGUCUGUUAUUGCUGUAAGAAAUGAAUUAGAAUAUUAUUUAGUGCAACAUAUUAAUAUGUAGUAAUUUGUACUAUGCCUAGUGUGUCCUUAUAAUAUUAGAAUAUACUGAUGAAUUUGAAGAAGAUUUGAAGUCUUGUUAUUGAAAUUUGAUUUACUUAUGCCAUGAAUAGGUAUGCUACAAGUAACAUUAAAAGUGUGUCAUUGGGGAUGAAACAAAAGGCCUUAAACCAAUAACAGUAUGUGUCCCAGAUUCCCAAACAUGUCAUGGUUUUUGGUUAGUUUUGACAAAAGGGUAAGCUGUGCUUUUUUUGGAAUAUGACACUGAACGGUUAAGGCUCUGGGUUACUGAUCAGAAGGUUGGGGGUUCAAGCCCCAGCACUGUCAAGCUGCUGCUCUUGGGCACUUGAGCGAGGCCCUUAACCACAUCUGCUCCAGGCGUGCUGCAUCAUGGCUGACCCUGUGCUCUGACCUCAGCUUACUAGCAAGCUGGGAUAUGUGAAAAACUGUUUUGUUGGCUCUGUACUCGUACUCUGCACAAUGACAGUAAAGUUGAAUCUAAUCUAAUAAACCAGUGGGGUCCAUAAAGCAUA